This is a messenger RNA of Fusarium tjaetaba, 1716 nucleotides long. RefSeq lists its product as uncharacterized. Lineage: Eukaryota; Fungi; Ascomycota; Sordariomycetes; Hypocreales; Nectriaceae. Gene Ontology annotation, molecular function: DNA-binding transcription factor activity, RNA polymerase II-specific; zinc ion binding; RNA polymerase II cis-regulatory region sequence-specific DNA binding. The record is from RefSeq and is a predicted model, not a curated record. Gene Ontology annotation, cellular component: chromatin. Gene Ontology annotation, biological process: regulation of transcription by RNA polymerase II; DNA-templated transcription. The transcript is spliced from 4 exons. Bases 1 to 1716 code for a protein of 571 amino acids.
AUGAGCCAAUCCAAGGAGUGCCGUACUUGUGGGAGCAUCUUUUCCUCCAAGAGCCAUCUGGUUCGACACGAGAAGUCCCAUACCCAAGAACAAUCCGCCCCAUGCACUUUUUGCGGCCGCAUGUUUUCUAGAACUGACUCGGUUCUUCGUCACGCCAAGAAGUGCGAGAAUCGUGCUGGUCGGCCAAUACCCGCAGGCAUUAAACGUGGAAGGGGUCGGAAGGCAUGUGAUCGAUGUGCCUUGUCCAAGCUCGCCUGCGACACAGAUGAUCCAUGCGAGAGCUGCCUAAGCCGCGGCUGGGAAUGUUCUUACGAUCGAGUCGGCGUUGCCUGUGCUCCUGGUUCUCUGCCUGCCAUUCCUUUGCCUGAGGUCAACUGCGAGACCGUUGAGCAAGAAAUCGACAACAGUAUUGAUUCGGACGAUCCACAACCUGCAAGCCCACCGCCGAUCACAAGAAGUGACAGCACGCUCUUCCUUCUUCAAUACACAGCCCGUGAAAACAAGAAUAUCACCGAUUUUCGGAAUGCCCUGGAAUCGUGUUCCAUCCUUCCCCAUGACCCUGGCAGCCCUCCUUGUGGUCUUCAAGACGGAAACGGCAAGUUUCUUUCUCAGGAUGAUUGCAAUGCCUGGGAUGACCCGUUAGUCUGGAAUAAUAUAUUCCCCGCAGGCGCAAUGAUAGACAUACUGGAUGAGGACGGUAUCGGGAUCCCAAGCCUCGAGGACAUAAAUCGAAGCUCACUCGAGCAACGAAUUCCUGAAAUAUUGAACCUAAUUCCUUUGGAUGAUCAUAAUAACCUUUAUCGGCAUAACGGGAGUUCGAGGACGCAGAUCCGGCCAAUAUUCGAGAAAUUGCUCACCAUUAGCAAUAUAUACCGCGCUCUCGAAGCAUUCUUCCGACGGAUGUACCCAUAUAACCUUGCAAUACACCGUCCGACUUUUACUGUUGGCAAGAUAUCGCCUCAGCUCUUUUUGGCAAUGGUCGUAGCUGGCUCCAUAUACGACAGUGUUCAAGAUAUGUCUUCACUUACCUACAAAAGCUUCGACACCUUAGAAUCCAUCAUUUUCAAUAAUAAUGAAUUCGAACUAUUGACCAAUGGGCAUCAUGUCUGCGGCUUGGAUGGCUGUUCAAUGCAUCUCGACCUUCUCAGUGCGGCUGUUAUUGUAAUCUACCUCCAACUUGGAAUGGACGACAGAACGAAACGGAGCCGCAUGCGGAUGAUACGCGUUCCUAUGCUAGUUACAGCAGGUCGAAAUCUCUCACUUUUCAGCACCCUAAAACUCGGUACACAUGAAACCCCUGGUAAUACUUUUGCUGAAAUGUGGUAUGAAUGGAUCAAGACUGAGAAAAGAAUAAGAAUGGCCUUUUCAAUCUUCCUACUUGAUAGUGAACUUGCCAUAUUCUUUAGAACAAUGCCGAGUAUCACUCUGAGAGAGAUGAAACUUGAUUUCCCAUCUAGUGAGGUGGUCUUUCGUGCAAAAACAUGGGGAGAUUGGCUACUAUCAGACCAGACUGCUUCAAGGCUACUCAACCACAAUUUCUCAUCUUGCUUCACAGAGCUCAUUGAAGGGGCCGAUAACGCCAUGACAGAACGAUUGCUGCAGAAGUACAACUUGACUGACCUGUUUUAUGUCCUUUGGGGUAUGUUUCUACAAGUCAUUUCCGAGUAUCUCGCCCUUACGUCAGAGAUAUUCGAACUGUUUUGCUUGUGUUACUAA